Messenger RNA from Brassica napus (rape), 1109 nucleotides. RefSeq names its product putative RNA-binding protein Luc7-like 1. The transcript has 6 exons. Lineage: Eukaryota; Viridiplantae; Streptophyta; Magnoliopsida; Brassicales; Brassicaceae. Gene Ontology annotation, molecular function: mRNA binding. Gene Ontology annotation, biological process: mRNA splice site recognition. The record is from RefSeq and is a predicted model, not a curated record. Gene Ontology annotation, cellular component: U1 snRNP; U2-type prespliceosome. Bases 437 to 697 code for a protein of 86 amino acids.
AAUAUCGACUUAUUUUGUAAAGUUCCUUUGUUUCACACAAAAACCCCGAUACAUUUAAAAAGUGACAAUAAAAGACCAAAAAGUUAGGGGAAAAUCUCAAACUUAUAUAAAUAUUAAGGGACUAUAAUUGAUAGAUUGAACUCAAGUAAAUAAUUACCAAAAAAAGUAAAUCUUUUUCACCAAACUGAAGAUGAAAAUAGCAAAUCUCUAUUAUAGAGGCAUACAUAGGAACUAACCGAAACGGUGACGUAACGGAGGUGAAUCGCAAAUACUACGACCGUGAUGUCUGUCGUCUCUACCUCUCUGGUCUCUGCCCUCACGACCUCUUCCAAUUGACUUUUCUGCUGGCUAAUCUAAAAGUUUACCUAGCCUAAUAACUGAUCAUUAUGAUCUAUGUAUGUACGAAGCUGAGCUUAGGAAACAUUUGUGAUUCGCAAUGUCAGAAACAGCCAGCGAACAAGGAAUGGUUGACGAGGCGCAAAAAGUACUAGAAGAGGCUGAAGCUCUCAAGAAGCUUACUCCUAGACAAGAACCUGCAGUGGAUCCGACCAAGUACACUGCUGCUGAUGUGCGCAUUACAGACCAGAAGCUGCGUCUGUGUGACAUAUGCGGAGCAUUCUUGAGCAUCUAUGACAGGUUAAGUUUCUUUACUAUAAAACAGAUCAAAGGAGAGGAGCAGAGAGCGAGAAUCAAGUAAAGAGAGUGACAGAGGAGAUAGCCGUGACCGUGGUAGAGAUAUUGACCGUAGAAGUAGAGAUCGUGACAGGCAUCAUGACCACCGUGAACAUGACAGACACUAUAACCAGUCACGUGGCUAUGACUCACGAAGCCGGCGUAGUUCGCGUUCCCUGUCUAGGGAAAGACCAAGAGAUUAUGAUCGCCGCAGACGCCAUGACCGCUACUAAGAUGCUGCAAGAAAUGGUUGCAGCACGAGGUCGUUACAGAUGCGUUUAGGAUCACUCUGGAGUUGCAAACACUCGUUUUUUCUUGUGUUAAAGAUCUUUGAGAUUGUAAGUUGCUAAGUUUGUAAGAAGAGUUUCUUCGGAUAUUUUUGUAUAACUUUUUUUUAUAUGUUGAGUAUAAUAUUGUCGUGACGGAAUAGGACGGCA